This is a messenger RNA of Penicillium antarcticum, 249 nucleotides long. RefSeq lists its product as uncharacterized. Lineage: Eukaryota; Fungi; Ascomycota; Eurotiomycetes; Eurotiales; Aspergillaceae. Bases 1 to 249 code for a protein of 82 amino acids. The record is from RefSeq and is a predicted model, not a curated record. The transcript is spliced from 2 exons.
AUGCCUGAGGAACCGAAGCACCGCAAGUCAAGCCUCGGUGGCCUCAUGGACCGGAUGCUCCAUCGUGACCAUCACGAAAACAAGGACCAAGCUGGGCAAGCCAAGGACGAGCAUGAUUCUACUCAAGUGGAGCAUGAAGAUAUGCCCAGCCAACCCAAGAAGGAGGAUGAGAUGGAUAAGAUGAAGGACUAUAUGAAGAAGGAUGAGCAGAUGGAGCAGGAGGGUCGGACUUAUGGAGAUUUGAUGUGA